Harpegnathos saltator (Jerdon's jumping ant) is the source of this 6418-nucleotide messenger RNA. It is a transcript of the gene Taf1, whose product is annotated as TATA-box binding protein associated factor 1. The coding region runs from base 147 to 5906 and encodes 1919 amino acids. The transcript has 19 exons. The record is from RefSeq and is a predicted model, not a curated record. Gene Ontology annotation, cellular component: transcription factor TFIID complex. Gene Ontology annotation, molecular function: DNA binding; TBP-class protein binding; RNA polymerase II general transcription initiation factor activity. NCBI's taxonomy places the organism in Eukaryota, Metazoa, Arthropoda, Insecta, Hymenoptera, Formicidae. Gene Ontology annotation, biological process: RNA polymerase II preinitiation complex assembly; transcription by RNA polymerase II; DNA-templated transcription initiation.
UUAGUCGUUUCAUGUUCAAUGCAUCAAGUCAGUGUGGUUUUGCGUGUGUUUCUUCUCGCAGCCAUUGUUAGUUGAUUUCUGUUCGUUUUUCAGAGUGAACUGAUCAUUGAUUUUGAUAAAGUUAAUCUCGAUAAGAGACAAAAAAGAUGGGAGAUUCUGAAGAAGAAAAUGAGAAAGAUUUGGCAUCUGGCCUUAACAUUACCGGCUUCCUCUUCGGUAAUAUCGAUGAUAAUGGUCAGCUGGAGGAUGAUAUUUUGGAUCCUGAAGCCAAACAACAAUUGGCUUCACUUAGUCGCCUUGGAUUAAGUUCUUUCAUUAGCGAAAUGAUACAAAAUGAAUCAGCCACUGAGGACAAAAAAGAUAAUGGAACUGAAUAUGAAAACGAGAAUCAAAUCAAAGUUGGAAAUGAUAAGGAUAUGGAUUGUGUUGUAAAGUUACCUACUGCUGAAGAUUUUUCUGAUAUAAACGAGUUGGCAGAUGAUAUAAAUGAUGAAGCUCUUAAGAAUAUUGAUUUUGACAAAAAAGAUAAAGAAAAUGCUGAUUAUGAUGCUGACGAUGAAGAAGUUGUCAGUAAAUUAGAUAAACAAUUGAUGCCUCCUCCACCUGUACCUGAAGAAAAGGAAAUUUUAACUGAGGAAGAGGCAGAAGCAGUACGUCAACGUAAACUGGAGACACCCCUUGCAGCUAUGUUGCCUUCUAAAUAUGCUAAUACUGAUGUUACUGAAUUAUUUCCGGAUUUCCGUACCAACAAAGUUCUCAGAUUCUCUAGAUUGUUCGGUCCAGGAAAACCAAGUAGCCUGCCACAGAUUUGGAGAGGUGUAAGAAAACGACGUAAGAAGAGAAAACAUCAUGAUAUCAGAGACUCUGAUUCUGGUUCUGAUCAGGAGGACAGGAGGACUAAAUUUAAAGGUUGGAUUAUGAAUUAUGGUCCUGAACCAAGUAUAGAUAUGUGCCGUUCAGAUGAUGAGGCCAAGCUGCUUUUACCUGUGGAAGACAAGGAGCAAACUGGUAAGACAGGUGAUACUGGAGAAAAUGGCGAUAUGGGUCCUAAAGUAGCUGACUGGAGAUUUGGGCCUGCACAACUUUGGUAUGAUAUGCUGGAAGUUCCAGAGACUGGAGAUGGUUUCAACUAUGGCUUUAAGUUGGUUGAAAAAGAGCAAUCAGAAGAGCAAGAAAAUGACAAAUCUAAAAACAAGUUUAAGAAUGAGGAAAAUAUUAAAGACGAGGAAUUCGCAGACGAUGCAUUUUUAAUGGUAUCACAGUUGCAUUGGGAAGAUGAUGUUGUCUGGAACGGAGACGAUAUAAAGCAUAAAGUAAUGCAAAAGUUGAAUAGCAAAAACAAUGCGGCUGGUUGGGUACCUUCAAGUGGCAAUAGAACUGCACAAGCUUUCAGCCAACCAGGAAAAGGUGCUCCUGUCACUGUGGUACCCAACGUCAGGCUAGCCACUUCACAAAUCACAACGCCACUUCAUAUGCAGUCACAAAAGAAUAAAAUGAAUAUGGGCAAAGGUAGUCAACAGCAACAGCGUGAGGAGAAUUACGACGACACCUGGUACUCUAUAUUUCCAGUGGAGAACGAGGAACUUGUGUACGGCUUAUGGGAGGAAGAAGUAAUAUGGGAUCCAGAGAACAUGAAGAAGUUCCCCAAGCCGAAGAUACUCACAUUGGACCCUAACGACGAAAAUAUCGUAUUGGGCAUACCAGACGACAUAGACCCGGCUCUUCUUCAUAAGGAUAACGGGCCACAGCCCAAAGUGAAGAUUCCGCAUCCACACGUCAAGAAAAGCAAGCUAUUGUUGGGCAAAGCGGGUGUCAUUAACGUUCUAGAGGAGGAUACACCUCCUCCACCGCCUAAGUCGCCCGAUAGGGAUCCGUUUAACAUAUCAAAUGAUACAUACUACAUGCCCAGAUCAUCGGAAACUACGUUAAGACUAAAAGUCGGCGGCGGCAAUUUAAUACAGCACAGCACUCCAGUGGUGGAGUUACGUGUUCCUUUCGUACAAACACACAUGGGUCCAAUGCGAUUGAGGAACUUCCACAGACCGCCAUUACGAAGGUUCAGCCAUGGUCCAUUGGCUCAUCCAGGACCACAUUCUGUUUUGCCUUUAUUGAAAAACAUUAAAAAGAAAGCUAAGCAACGAGAACAAGAAAGAAUUUCUUCCGGCGGAGGCGACGUAUUUUUCAUGAGAACACCCGAGGAUUUGACGGGUCGGGAUGGCGAGUUGGUGCUUAUCGAGUUCUCCGAAGAGCAUCCUCCGCUCAUGAAUCAGGUCGGCAUGUGUUCGAAAGUGAAGAACUAUUACAAGAGACGAGCCGGCAAAGAUCAAGGUCCGCAGACGUACAAAUACGGGGAAACAGCCUACGCUCACACUAGCCCUUUCCUUGGCAUACUCACUCCUGGCCAAAGUAUACAAGCGGUUGAGAAUAAUAUGUACAGAGCGCCCAUCUACGAGCACAAAAUCCCCGAAACCGAUUUCUUGGUUAUAAGAACGAGGCAACAAUAUUAUAUCAGAGAGGUGGAUGCAUUAUUUGUCGCCGGACAAGAAUGUCCCUUGUAUGAAGUUCCAGGACCCAACUCAAAAAGAGCGAACAACUUCGUCCGCGACUUCCUACAAGUGUUCAUUUACAGACUAUUUUGGAAAUCACGCGACACUCCUCGACGGAUUAAGAUGGACGACAUAAAGAAAGCCUUUCCAUCCCACAGCGAGAGUAGCAUUAGGAAAAGGUUAAAACUAUGCGCAGACUUUAAAAGAACUGGAAUGGAUUCUAACUGGUGGGUGAUAAAACCAGACUUUAGAUUACCAACGGAAGAAGAGAUACGCGCUAUGGUGUCGCCGGAGCAGUGUUGUGCUUAUUUUAGCAUGAUCGCGGCAGAACAACGGUUGAAAGACGCUGGAUAUGGCGAGAAGUUUCUUUUCACGCCGCAGGACGACGACGAUGAAGAGAUGCAGCUCAAAAUGGACGAUGAAGUAAAAGUAGCACCGUGGAAUACGACGCGUGCCUACAUUCAGGCCAUGAAAGGAAAGUGCCUGCUUCAACUGGCAGGUCCAGCUGAUCCAACUGGUUGCGGUGAAGGCUUCUCUUACGUCAGAGUGCCGAAUAAGCCCACUAUCAGCAAGGAGGAACAAGAAGCUCAACCGAAGAGAACCGUAACUGGUACAGACGCGGACUUGAGAAGACUGUCUUUGAACAACGCGAAAGCGUUGCUGCGUAAAUUUGGUGUACCUGAAGACGAGAUUAAGAAGCUAUCGCGUUGGGAGGUAAUCGAUGUGGUGCGAACUUUGUCGACGGAGAAAGCAAAGGCUGGUGAAGAAGGCAUGACCAAGUUCUCGCGUGGUAAUCGUUUUUCUAUCGCCGAACAUCAGGAACGGUACAAGGAAGAAUGUCAGCGUAUAUUUGACCUGCAGAAUCGUGUGUUAUCAUCGAACGAAGUUCUAAGUACAGACGAAGGUGAGAGCUCCGAGGAAGAUAGCUCGGACAUCGAAGAGAUGGGCAAAAAUAUCGAAAAUAUGUUAUCGAACAAAAAGACCAGCACGCAGCUGUCGUUGGAGAGAGAAGAACAGCAACGGCAUGAGCUGCGUAAGAUGUUAAUGGGCGAAGCACAAGAACAGGAGAAAAAAGGUAAAGAGAGCAAGAAGAAAGACGACGAGGAAGACAGUCCGGUUAACAAUUUCAACGCGCAACAAGGCCGCGUACUAAAAAUCUACCGCACUUUCCGCAAUCCGGAGGGCAAAGAAUUCACGCGAGUCGAGCUAGUAAGAAAGCCCGCUGUGAUUGACACGUACAUCAAGAUCCGUAACUCGAAGGACGAGACGUUCAUCAAGCAAUUCGCCACGUUGGACGAUGCUCAAAAGGAGGAGAUGAAACGAGAGAAGCGCCGUAUACAGGAACAAUUGCGUCGGAUUAAGCGAAAUCAAGAGAGAGAACGUAUGUUGGGUGGACCGAUUGUGAUGAGCGGCAGUGGUGUUAGCGGCGGUGGUGCUGCCAGUGGCAGCAGUUCGAGCAGUGCCUUCGACCGCAACAGUUCCAAUAUUCCGUCCAUUCCCACAUCUACGACCAGUAUCCUUCCGUUCUGUAAUUUCCAAUCUUCCAACUCCACAUCCUCUAAACAUCCUAAACAGGAGGUAUCCCCUCCCAAACGUAAAAAACCUAAACUCAAACCAGAUCUUAAGCUUAAAUGUGGCGCCUGCGGCAACGUCGGCCACAUGCGUACGAAUAAAGCUUGUCCUCUUUAUCAGAACAGCAUUACCAAUACUGCACCGGUGAAUGUUGCCAUGACCGAGGAACAGGAAGAGGAAAUCGAGAAGCAGUUGAACACCGAUGAUCAGGAUCUGGUUAAUGUCGAUGGUACCAAGGUGAAAUUAUCAUCGAAGCUGAUUAAGCACGCUGAAGAAAUGAAGAGACGUACGUUGCUGCUCAAAGUACCCAAGGAGGCAGUGAAUUCGAAGAAACGUAGAAAACCGCCUACCGACGAUCAUUGUGAUUAUUUGAAACGCCAUCAGAGGCCGGUUAAUAGACGCAGAACGGACCCUGUGGUCGUAAUGUCGACGAUACUGGAAAGUAUCGUAAACGAAAUGAGGGACAUGCCGGACGUGCAGCCAUUCCUGUUUCCUGUGAAUGCUAAGGCCGUACCCGAUUACUACAAGAUCAUACAAAGACCUAUGGACCUGCAGACUAUACGAGAGAAUUUACGGAUGAAGAAAUAUCAAAGUAGAGAAGAUUUCCUAGCGGACGUUAAUCAAAUUGUGGAGAAUUCGAAACUUUACAACGGAACAAAGAGUUCAUUGACUGUAGCAGCUACGAGAAUGUUAGAGAUGUGCGGCGCGAGACUCUUCGAGAGGGAUGACCGUCUAAUGAGAUUAGAGAAGGCUAUUAAUCCUCUUUUAGACGACAACGAUCAAGUUGCCUUUACUUUCAUCUUGGACACUGUAGUCAACAACAAACUGAAAUCCAUGUCGGAAAUAUGGCCGUUCGCGAAACCCGUCAAUAAAAAGAUGGUGAAAGAUUAUUAUAAUAUAGUCAAGAGACCGAUGGACUUAGAAACAAUAUCUAAAAAAGUUUCUGCACAUAAAUAUCACAACCGUCAUGAUUUUCUCAAAGAUAUCGAGCAGAUCUUGGAGAAUUGCAUACUUUACAACGGAAAAGAUUCUUCGUUCACGAAUAAAGCGGAAUUGUUGGUUAAAGUGUGCAAAGAAACACUAGAAGAGUACGAUGAACAUUUAACGCAUCUGGAAAAUAAUAUACUACUUGUGCAAAAGCGAGCAAUGGAGCAAGCAGAUAUAGAUCCUUCGUGGCUUGGCCCAGACGAUGAAGUUGUAGGAGAAUCCAGAGACAGUCUGACCAGUUCAAAUCUAUUCGACAAAUCGCACAUGGACGAAUUCGAUUUCGUAGACGUAGAUGGUGACAUGGAGACGGAAGUUGAUAGAAUUUCGAAGAAGAAAGACAUGCUUGAGGAAGAUUUACAAUUCUCCAGUGAGGAUGAGUUCGAUGAGGUACCGUUCGGCGCAGAGGAACAUUCCGAACAUACCGAAAUGGAGACACUGGAGUUAAGCGAGGUCAGGGAAGAAGGAGUUGUGCUAGCAGACGACGAUAGUCAACAAGCUGCCGAAGCAAUGGUUCAAUUAGGUAAUGUUGGUUUUUACGUGGGCGAACAACAAUUACUUCAGCAAGAUGAAAGUAUGGAUGUUGAUCCCAAUUACGACCCGUCGGACUUUCUGUUGGCCGGUUUGCCAGCUAGAGAAGAUAAGAGCGAGAAUAAGAUUCAAGACGAUCUGGCUGUUUCCGAGAGCGAUGACGACGCUGAGAGCAGUAACAAUUUACAAUCUAAGCAAGAAACUCAGCAGAACCAACAGCAGCAACAAUUAUCACAACCAGAUGAAGAUGUUGCCGGCGAUUUGUGGUUUUAAGCACAUUUAAUUGUGUUAUUAAAGCAACAUAGAGACAUUCACUCUUAACAUCAAGUACGUGAUUAAAGGAAGCACAGGUCAAUAAGGUAUUCUACAAAGUAUCGAUGAAGGACUAUAAUUCUUUGUACAUUGUGUACAUAUGAUAUACACACAUACAGUGAUAUGUAAAUAUAGAAUAAAAUAUAUUGUAUCUUUUUAGCUCAGCGGCAAUUUUGCACAACCACGUAGUGUGCAUGCAUAUGUUAUUGCAAUAUGUUUAUACGUAAAAUAAUUACAUUUACUAUAAACGACAUAUCGCAUACCGUACACAUAUGCUUACAAAUGGGUUAUUUAACGCGUUAGUACGUUAAAGUUAAUCGUUGAGUUAAAAUAAUGUUAUUUAUGAAGGUGAUAGAACAGCUGAUAGAAUCAAACAUGAAUAUUUUAACGCAAUGAAGGUUACAAUUUCAUGUCUCUACUGUGAUCUAACAUUAAAGAAAAAAAAUUGAAAGUUAAUAACCUGCAGAAAGACA